Molecule: messenger RNA, 8542 nt
Organism: Anguilla anguilla (European eel)
Lineage: Eukaryota; Metazoa; Chordata; Actinopteri; Anguilliformes; Anguillidae
Gene: gpr158a
Product: G protein-coupled receptor 158a
Exons: 11
Coding region: 611-4624 (1337 amino acids)
Biological process (GO): G protein-coupled receptor signaling pathway
Cellular component (GO): membrane
Molecular function (GO): G protein-coupled receptor activity
Source: RefSeq, a predicted model, not a curated record
UUUUUAUGUUUUUCUCAAGCGCUGAUUUCAGAACUGGACAGCUCCUUCGUCGCUCUACCUAACUUACCCCGGUUAAAUGAUUGACACAAGAAAUAGCCAUACACGAAUCAAGGGCACUUUAGGAAACCUAUAAGAUAAUGAAGGAGACGGGAUUUAGGAGCACACGAUUCUUUCUGUCCCUAUGGUUUAGUUACUGCUUGUUAUGGACAGAGGAGGGCGGAGUGUGUUUGCCACCAAAGUGUGAGGUACGACUCCGAGCAUCAAAGUAACCGGAUUUUCCCUUUUUUUUCAACCGACUCGCUCACAUUCGAGCAUCGCAGUGCAAGAGGGGCUGUGCAACAUUUCAAUAAUAAAAUCACCACUGUCAAGCGGAUACAAACGAAAACAAGCCAACUACAGUCGCUUUCUAAGGAAAAUAUGAAUUGAUCUGCUGGAAACCGCCUUUCUUUAGAUUAUAUUGACGAUACAGGCUGGAAACAAGGGUGGAUUCACUUGCCUACAGGUGAACACAUUUUGAUGUGAUUACUGAAAAUUAUUUGGCUGGCUUUGUGCAUGUUCGCACCUAACGGCAGAAGGUUAACCGGGGCUUCAAUAUUAAAGGCUAAACGAUAUGGCUGUUUUGAUGUUUUCCUUACUCGUCCAUGUGGGAUUUGUUGUUGGAUCAAAUUAUGGAUAUAUGGAGUGGUCAGAGCACCAGAGAGACGCUGAAAUCGGAGCAAAGCAACCCAUCUACAGCACUCAUAUUAACAGUCAAGAACCACAGCAUCAUGCGCCUUAUUUGCAGAAACCCGCGACCGAGCGCUCGGUCUUAGCACAGAAAAUUGAGGAGGAUCUACCCAGAGUGGUUACGGCUUUUCUUCAUACAGGAGAUUCGUCAACGUUAAAGCAUGCGAACUGUUCACGGAGAUACGAGCUGAGCAGACUGCUUGACAGAUCAUACAUGACUUCCCAUUAUUCCCUAUACAGUGUGAUGGAUACUGUGGUUCAAGCCGCCAACUUCCUCAAUUUGAUCUUGCAAGCCAACAGGUCCAGGGGGCACGAUCUCCAACAAGACAUAGAGUGGUACCACGGGUUAGUGAGCAGUAUACUGGAAGGAGAUCCAAAAAUUCACCGGGCUGUGCUCACAUUCAACAGUGACUCGUUCUCACCGGGUCCCCACGUCUUCCUGCAAGCCACGAGAGCGGGAAGCGAGAUCGUUCUUCAAGAUCUAUCGUUCGCGGCCCACCAUCACCUGAAGAACAAGACGCCGGAGACAGAAUGGUUCCAUGAGUUCCGGGACCGGAAAAACCCCCACCUGCAUAGAAGAGUGCUGAGCCACGACAUCAAAUCUCUGGAUGCCUCCCUCAGGAGAGGAGAUAGCUAUGUUAUUGAUAAAACUCAGAUUAAGUGGUCGGCGCCUUACCUCGAGUGCGAAAAUGGGAACUUCAUUCCUAUGUGGCUCCUCACGUUAUCUGCUGCGUUCUACGGCCUAAGGCCAAACAUGGCCCCUGAGUUCAGAGGUGUGGUCCGGGUGGACGUCAGUCUGCAGGAUGUGGACAUUGACCAGUGCUCCAAUGAUGGAUGGUUUGCUGGGACCCACAGAUGCAACUUAACCAGUAUGGAGUGCAUACCAAUACGGGGCUAUGGAUUUGUGCUGGACAGAUACAAGUGCCAGUGCAAGAAAGGCUUCUACCAUCCCAGGAGAGUGGCUGUCAAUGGCUUCAAAAGAAAGGAGAAGGAGAGGGCAGUUUCGGGGAGUCCCCAAGGAGAGGGGGCAACAGAAGAGGGCUCCAACAAUUGCCUGCCCUGCAUGGAGGGGUGCGCCUACUGCAGGGAUGACACGCCCUGCCACACUCAGGAGGAUGGCAUCCUGCGUGUGGCCAUCAUCUCCUUCCAGGGACUGUGCAUGCUGGGAGAUUUCAUCGGCAUGGUGCUGGCCUACCACUUUCGCAGGAAUAAGAGUAUCAGAGCAUCUGGACUUGUCCUUCUGGAGGCUAUUCUGUUUGGAGGCCUGCUCCUCUACUUCCCUGUUGUCAUAUUGUACUUUCAGCCCAGUGUGUUCCGCUGCAUCCUGCUGAGAUGGGUUCGACUCCUGGGAUUUGCCACUGUUUACGGGACCGUGACUCUCAAGCUGUACAGGGUUCUGAAGGUGUUCCUGUCUCGCACAGCCCAGAGAAUUCCCUACAUGACCAGCUGGCGCGUUAUGCGUCUGUUGGGCAUUAUUCUCCUCAUCGUCUGUUGGUUUCUUGUGGCCUGGACAUCGGCUGUCUGUCAGAACCUGGACCGAAACCUUUCUCUCAUAGAUGUGGGCUCCACUCCCGAUGGACUGCAGUUUAGCAUGUGUCUGCUGGACCGCUGGGACUACAUGAUGGCAGUUGCUGAGUUUCUGUUCCUACUGUGGGGAGUGUACCUUUGCUACGCUGUGAGGACGGUGCCUUCAGCGUUCCAUGAGCCUCGCUACAUGGCUGUUGCCAUCCACAAUGAGCUUGUCAUCUCUGCAAUAUUCCAUAUCAUAAGGUUCACUUUAGCCUCUGGACUCCACCCUGAUUGGAUGCUUAUGUUAUUCUUCUCUCACACUCACCUGACGGUGACCGUGACUCUGGGGCUGCUGCUUGUCCCAAAGUUCUUAUUCACAGGGACUCAUACUAGGGAUGACAUCGCCACAGAGGCCUAUGAGGAUGAGCUGGACAUGGGCCGGUCUGGAUCCUACCUGAACAGUAGCAUAACUUCAGCUUGGAGUGAACACAGCCUCGACCCUGAGGACAUCCGGGAAGAGCUGAAGAAGCUGUAUGCCCAGCUGGAGAUCUACAAGCGCAAAAAGAUGCUGGCUAACAACCCCCACCUGCAGAAGAAGCGGAGCUCCAAGAAGGGCUUAGGUCGCUCCCUCAUGCGGCGAAUUACUGAGAUCCCGGAGACAGUGAGCCGGCAGUGCAGCCGGGAGGACAAGGACCAGGGGGAUCAUGGGAGCAACCGAAACAGCAUCUGUGCCCUGCGGAAGAACCCCUUCGACCCUUCCCAUGCUUCCAAGUCCAAGGACGACUCCUCCAAAAGCAAGGUCUUCUCCCUCAAGAAGUCCCACAGCAGCUACGACCAUGUGCGGGAUCAGAGCGAGGACUCCAACAGCUCAGCCACAGAAAAGAUGGAGGUCUCAACCACUGAGAGUUCGCUACUGGAUGCCCUGAUAGGCAAAAAGCUGGUAAAGAAGAAGUCUGUGGACAAGGUGGAUGUUGAAUCCACUGAGUCCGUUCCCCUUGUGUGCAAGUCUGCCAGCGCGCACAACCUGACUGCUGACAAGAAGCCCAUCCACCCCAGGACUUCCAUGCUGCAGAAGUCCUUGAGUGUCAUUGCCAGCGCCAAGGAGAAAACCCUGGGACUCACAGGCAAAACCCAGAGCAUGGAGGAUAGUGGCAAAAAGAGCCACCACAAAGGCAAGGAGGGCAAAGUUGCCCCAGAAACAGAAGAGAACCAAGACUGCUACCCAAAGUUGAUACCUGCCAGCCAGUCAGUGGAGUACAAACAGACAGCCGGCAAGGCUGGGAUCAUGAAGCAGCAGGUGAGCGGGAGCCAGCCGUCCAUCUGCUCCGAGGCAGCAAAAAACAAAGAGCUCUAUGACCUCUCCGAGGUGUGCCCCUGGGAAAUGGAGGAUGUCCCCAUGCCUUCUGAAAACAGGGUACAGAAACACGUGUCCAUUGCCCCGAGGGAGACCACAACAUUCCAUGGGAAUGGCACCAAGGGGAAGCUGCAGCAAAAGCAGAAGACCAGAUCAGAAGAUCAGAAUGCUUCAAAUGACAAGCGCUCAAACCAGAAGCCGGUGGACAGGUCGGACAUAUGCCCCUGGGAAGCCAAGGGAGAUGAUGGACCGGGCCUGGUGGAGACUGUCAAUCCUCAGGUGGCCCAUCAGGCAGCCAACUCUACUGGGGAGAAGGCCAAAAUACAGUUGGCCGAGGUGUGCCCAUGGGAAGAACCGCUGGCUAAGGUGGUCGAGGCAGUCCAACUGCCAGACAAGGUCAGGGCAAAUAAGUGUGCCUCAUCAGUGGACGCUAAAGUAAAGGAACCCAAGCCAGAUCAGCCUAAAUCCACUGGCAGCCUCCUGCAGCCCUCCACCACCAAGGCGGACGUCUGCCCUUGGGAUUAUGACACUCCACUAACCCCCAGUCCUGAAAAGACUCCCAGUCCCACUCAGGUUUCUAAAAAGGAAUCUCCCCCAAAAAAGAAAGGGGCACUGCCCAUAGCCACAAAAACGUCAGAGAGGGAAACAGAGAAGGAAAAGGCAAAAGACAAGGAUGAGGAGAAAAUAAAGUCAAAGAGCAAGGAGAGAAGUAUAUCCAGCAAACCUGCAGAGAAGCAUAUGACCAAAUCUAAAAUGGCAGAGGUCUGUCCCUGGGAUGUUGCGAGCGGUCAGGAAAUGCCAGUGACAGACAAACGGAAAAGCGCGACAAAUGAACUGGGGCCAGUCAAAAGCAAGCAAGCCGACAUUUGCCCGUGGGAUUACGAGGCCGUGCCAGACAGCAAAGGACUAGACAGAAAUGCUUCCACAGUGAAACAAAAUGCCACAAGUUCCAAAGGGGGGGUUGCCAGCAAUGCUAGAAUGGCUGAUGUUUGCCCAUGGGACUUCGAUGAUCAGACAUCAGGAAAAAAGGCAUGACACUAGAUUGGACAUAUGUUGAAUGUUUAGUUCUCAUUAUACAGUACAUUUUUUUUGUAAGCCUUUCAAUUAGGAGGCAUGAAGAGGUUUUUUUUGCACAAGUUGCCUUUUUUCCAAUGUUUUAGUUCUGUGUUGUGUUUUUUUAUUUUGGAAAAAAAAAGCAAAGAACAAAAUGAGAAACUGUCUUAAAAUGAAGCAUUCCAGAUUCCUACUGAGUAUUUGCUGAAUUCUUAUAAGAUUAAAGUUGGUCUUACAAUUAUGCAACUCUAAGUCACUUUAUCUGCAGUGUAGAAUAUUUUCAUGAAUUUGUUACAUUGCAUGUGUACACAGACAUUUUUUCAAUCAGUUCUUUCAUUUCCAUUCAAAAUGCAUUGCUUGUAGUGCAUUUUAGUUUAUUUCACAAGACAAGAUUAUACAAGAGUAUAAUGCCCCUGCUGGAACUUGCUGGACAGGAUAUUAUGUAAAUAUGUGCUUUAAUGCUGGCUUAAUGGAUGAAUGUGUACACAGGUUAAGCAUGAGUCAAGCAAGGGGCUCAGUACACAAAACAUAAGGAUGCCAAAGACAUAAGAUGUAGUGCAAAACAUCUCUCAAACUUCACUACACGCCUCAAAAACACAGACUCAAAGAAGAACAAAACUGAAAAAUUAAAGCAAAACUGGCAAUGGAGCCAAUUAUAGCACUUUAUUACAUGUCUCUGUGGUCUCACCAAGAUUACUGGAGAAAUCUUUUUUCAGAAAAGAUUCCUUUUCAACAUAUUCAGCUGGGCUAAUCAAAAGGUUUCUGACAGGUCGCUGUAUAAAGCUUCAUAACGCGAGAACCUCAUUGAGUGUUCAAUGUGCAAAGCAAGGCUCCUUUGGUUUUGAUUAAUGUUUCCUAACUCUUUCUUCUGUUUGGUGUGAGAGUAUUCUGAAGCCCUUAAGGUAAGCAAUGCUACCGGGCCUUCAGAAGUAAACCAUGUGCCUCAUCUGUCUAAUUGUUGUAGCCUUAGAUAUGUGUUGGCUGAAAGUAGAGCCUCUCCAAGUGCAGAUAGAUCAUUUCUCUUUAACUAUUUAACACAUGAUAAACCAUGGUGGAGACAAACUGAAGCCAUAGUCAGACAGGUUUCAGCAAAUAUUUAAAGCUGGUUCAAACCAUUGUUAGUUCAAGACAUCCCUUUUUGUGAGUAGGGAGAAGAGUUUUGAUUUGAUUGACAGCAGUUGUCUGUGGGCUCUAGAGGUUUCAGUGGUAUUUUUGGGCAAUGAUAGUUAACAACUUGGCAGGUGCAAGCAAGGAUCUCUGAGUGAGGCUCAGUGAUUGAAACCGCAAAAAAGUAAAUAAAAACAGAAAAGUAAAAAAAUAGAUUCAACCGUUUCCUGUUAGAUUUAGUAUUUGUGCAAGUCAUUACCUAGACAAAACAAAUAAAUGACAUCAUAUUUCUUAUAUGAAUACAUAUAGAAUAUUUUAAAGGAUAAUUAUUUUUACAUUAUUUAUUUAUCUACAUAUCUGUGCAGAUCUAAUUUAUUCAAACUGCUUUUCUUGGUCCUGAGUUAAAGCUCAAUGCAUUGGACUAUGAAACAUUCUUUUACAGUUCAGUGGUUUCUUAAAUUAUUAAUUUCUUUUUUUAAGUGCUUUUCCCUGUACCUAUAGCAGAUACAUUUGAAUAUAUAUUUUUUCACCAUAAUUGCAGAACAAUCUUUUAUUAUUCAUUUUGGAACAUUCUGUGUUUUGAGAUUUUUUAUUUAUUUUUUUGCCAAAUGUAUCAUCAAAUACAGAUUUCUUAUGGAGUACCUUGAAGAUUGUAAAUGGAGUGAUCUUUUACUCUUAAAAGGCGGAUAUUUCCAACUGUUCAAUUAUUAAACUAGAUGUAAUGAUGCAGGUUGUUUCUUUUGUAAGUUUAGGAAAGACAUCAACACAUACUUCUGAAGGCUUCCAAAGGAUAUAGAUAUAAUGAAGCAGAAAGUAUUGAGAUUACUGUCACUGUUUUAGAAUAAACCAAUUGCAAUUUGUGUCAUUUGAGUCAGAGAGAGAAUUUUUUUUGUAGAUUUUCACUCCUGAGUUUAUUUUUAUAGAGAAGAAAUAUUAAACACAAAUCAGUUUUUGUUCUCCUUAAGAAAUGCUCACAUCUCAUACACUAGUAUGCUGCCUCUGGCCCAAUUCUCCUUACAUUGAUCAUGGUGUUUUCAAACUAGGUGAAUACAGCUAUUGUAAAGAAAAACAAUAACAAUAAUAUAAAAAAAUAAUAAUACACACAGGAGAAAUAAAUAGGAUUGAUGCAAUAAGGGUGUCUUGUGGUAAGUAUCUUUAUGGUACAUCAUAGUACUCCUUUUGUUCCUGUGUAUUUCUGUUGAGUAUUUAUUUUUCUUGUUUUGGACCAGAAGGCAUUUAAGUAGGGCAAAUCUCUCAUAGUGUAUGUAGUAGUAAACAAAAUGAGUUCCCUACAGUGUAGAUGACUGGCAAAAUUCUGAAUUACAUUUUAAACCACAAAGUUUUUAUAUGUUUAUAAUGCUAUUAUUUUACCCACACUUAUGGAGGUAAAUACAGUCAUGAGAGACUACUUUAGCUCAAUACACCUGGUAGUAAACAUUGAGUGUUUUACUUUUGUCUUUGUGAUGAAAUAUGCUUCUCUUGAUCUCUUAUCCCAGUGGGAAAUAUUUCAAAUACGCAAUGUCAGCUUUAAAAAAAUAUUACUAGUCUAUGCUGUUAGUUUAUUAGUUUAUCCCUGAUAGGAAGUUGUGUGAAUUAGAAUGAACUACAUCUUCCCUAUUGAUUCUUAUGGAUUGAUGUUUCAGUGCAGAAUUUGUGAAACAUAGCUAAUUGUACGACAUCCAUGCACAACAUCCAUGUACGAGACCCCCUGUCCUAACCCCCCACUCAUACCCAAAAAGCACCUUGAAAUUCUGAAUGUCGUGCAAGAGCAUGUGUGUAGCUGUCUCAGCCAAUGGGAAAUCAUCCACUAAAAGCCUAUCCCAGCAGGUCAGUGAUGCCUUUGAGAGUCCAUUGUUGAAAGGCACCCCUGAGUGGGCAGGCCUGUGCAUCAUGUUGAGUUUUGAACAGGGAAAAAAAAACUAGCAUUGUUUACACCACUCCCCCAUCCACUAUCAUCUGCCAAAAUAAAUACAUGAAUUAGCAAAUAGAACCAGUUGGGUCAGACAUGUAGAGGACUUGAAUAUCCUUAAAAUUGUAUCUAAUUCCAAUGAAAGCCUGGUCAAAAUAACAGUGUAGAUUUUGGUGGUGUUGGCCCAGAUGAAGGUUUUAAAUUAAACCUUGGUUUACCGUUUCCUUCUUCUGUUAACUUUUCACAGUUCUCCAUUUCCAGUUCAACACGCGUAUACUUCUCUCACAUGAUCUGCUGUUUCUGUGUGUAACCUUAGACCAUGUCCUGGAAAAUAAAACUGUAUUGCAUUUAUCAUUUUGUUUUUGGUUUGUUUUAUUUUGUUUUGUUUAAAUUGCUUCUUGUUAAUACAGCACUUCAGCAUAAGACUAAAAAAAACCCUGUCUUUACCAGUAACCGUUCCAAUAACAAUAAUUGCGUGUCCUAAUGCUAAUUAGAUUCCUGUUGGGUUUUUAUAUGGUGACUUGUUUGUUUGUUUGUUAUACCGGCUUCUUUUGUGACUUAAUGAUGUCACCUAAUGGGGAAUACUACUCAAUGCUGUAGCUGUAACUGUAACUGUUGCUCAAGUGGCUUCUGCAUGAAAACAAUAAUUAGUAGGACUGACGUUUCACUGCCCUUGAAAAACUUUGAUCUUUUGGACUGUUAUGAAUUGUAUAGUGAGUGAAACUGUAACUUACCUACUGUAUUACAUGCUUGUUAUAAUAAAUGCUCUAUGACAAGCUUAUAGCAUCCACAUGGAAAUAUUUGUUAGAUUUAUAUUGUGUUAUAUUGUGAUAGCAUGUAAAUAAAAUACCUCCUCUGCAAUAAAAAUUUCUAUGAAACUCAAA